This is a messenger RNA of Lactuca virosa, 1662 nucleotides long. The record is from the annotation of a GenBank genome assembly. NCBI's taxonomy places the organism in Eukaryota, Viridiplantae, Streptophyta, Magnoliopsida, Asterales, Asteraceae.
AUGUGCCAGCAAGCUUCAUCUCCUCGUUGCAACUGUAAUUCAAAUUCAACCCAACAAGUUACAGAUAUUUUCGACCCUUUUUUGAUCCCGGAAAACAUCAAACCACCUCAAAAAGUUAAAACGAAAACCGUUGAUGAUGAUCAGCAAUUCAACAAGGCUCACAACAACAAGAAGAAAAAAACCCAGGUUUCAUUAGCUGUAAUUGAAGCCAUUUCUAUAGGGAGAAUCGCUAUCCCAAUGAUCCUCACGGGUCUCUUGUUGUAUUCCCGAUCAAUGAUCUCGAUGUUGUUCUUGGGUCACCUCGGUGAGCUUGCACUUGCAGGUGGUUCGUUAGCUGUCGGGUUCGCUAACAUCACAGGAUACUCGGUGUUAUCUGGAUUAGCCAUGGGAAUGGAACCCAUUUGUGGGCAAGCUUUCGGGGCUAAAAGACACACGCUUCUUGGCCUCUGUUUACAAAGAACUGUUCUUUUAUUGCUUCUCGUCUCUUUCCCUAUUGCGAUUCUGUGGCUCAACAUGAAAAGUAUCUUGCUUUUUUGUGGUCAAGAUGAAGAAAUCGCAACACAAGCACAGACGUAUCUUAUAUACUCACUUCCUGACCUUUUGGCUCAAUCUUUAUUACACCCAUUACGGAUUUACCUCCGUUCACAAUCGAUAACUCUACCUCUCACAUUCUGUGCGUCUCUUUCGAUCGUUCUUCACAUACCCAUCAAUUAUUAUCUCGUAAACCACCUGAAUUUGGGAAUCACAGGCGUCGCGAUUAGUAGUGUGUGGACGAAUUUUAACCUGGUGGCUUCAUUGGUGGUUUACAUACUCAUUUCCGGCGUCUACAAGAAAACAUGGGGAGGUAUCUCGAGAGAAUGCUUAAAAGGUUGGAAAUCGCUUUUGAAUUUAGCUGUUCCGAGUUGUAUAUCGGUUUGUCUGGAAUGGUGGUGGUACGAAAUCAUGAUUUUGUUAUGUGGGCUGUUGGUGAAUCCGAGAGCAACCGUCGCUUCAAUGGGGAUUUUGAUUCAGACCACCGCAUUGAUCUACAUAUUCCCGUCGUCACUCAGUUUCAGUGUGUCAACCCGUGUUGGUAACGAGUUGGGUGCGGGUCGACCAGGGAAGGCCAAGUUGGCCGCCCUUGUUGGACUCUGCUGUAGCUUUUUCUUGGGGUUUUCUGCUCUGUUUUUCGCCGCCAGCGUGAGAAAUUUGUGGGCGACGAUGUUCACUCAAGAUAAAGAAAUCAUAGCAUUAACUUCCAUGGUUCUUCCGAUAAUCGGUCUUUGUGAGCUCGGAAACUGCCCGCAGACGACGGGGUGUGGUGUCUUGAGAGGCACGGCCCGGCCGAAGAUUGGAGCAAAUAUCAAUCUUGGGUGUUUUUACCUGGUGGGGAUGCCGGUGGCGGUGGUGUUGGGAUUCUUCAUGGGGUUUGAUUUCGAAGGUUUGUGGUUGGGUAUGUUGGCUGCGCAGAUGUCUUGCGUGGUGACGAUGUUGGUGGUUUUGGGGCGGACGGAUUGGGAGUUUGAAGCGGAGAGAGCGAAGGAGCUAACAGAAGGCGGCGGCGACGGCAACGGCGAUGUUGUUGUUGCUGACAACGAAGAAAUUAAGGGAGAAGAGUACAAGUUAAUAAAAGCUGAAAAUAAGGAGGAAGAAUCUCUGGAUUUUGGGGCUGAUUUAGUUUAA